Naegleria fowleri is the source of this 1395-nucleotide messenger RNA. RefSeq lists its product as uncharacterized. Gene Ontology annotation, molecular function: protein serine/threonine kinase activity; ATP binding. Gene Ontology annotation, biological process: intracellular signal transduction; peptidyl-serine phosphorylation. Bases 1 to 1395 code for a protein of 464 amino acids. NCBI's taxonomy places the organism in Eukaryota, Heterolobosea, Eutetramitea, Acrasida, Naegleriidae. The transcript has 2 exons. The record is from RefSeq and is a predicted model, not a curated record.
AUGAUCAACAACACUACAUCUCCGACCUCACCAUCAACGGCUCCAUCCACCACUCCCAAACUCUCCCAACUCACUCAGGAUACUCUUGCCAUUACAAAAUCCGUUCUUGAAGACAAGUACUCGAAACAAAAACUCACCAGAAACAACAAAGCCAUCAGAUGGUCGGACAAAGUCAAACCAAAAACUGUAAAGGAUUACGAUAAGAUUGCAGUCAUUGGUAGAGGAGCAUUCGGAGAGGUUCGUCUCGUACGGGACAAACAAACUGGACAGGUAGCAGCUAUGAAAAUGUUAAAGAAGACUGAAAUGAUGAAGAAGAAUCAAGUUCAGCAUGUAAGAACCGAGAGAAAUUUGAUGGCCGACUCUGGAGAGAAUAACAUUAAUGAGUGGAUUGUUGAACUAUAUUCAUCCUUUCAAGAUAAUGAAUAUUUGUAUCUUGUGAUGGAAUAUUUACCUGCCGGAGAUAUGAUGACUUGGCUCAUUCAACGAGAAUAUUUUACUGAAGAAGAGACACGAUUUUAUAUUGCUGAACUUGUCAUGGCUGUUGGCUCGAUUCAUGCUCUUGGUUAUGUUCACAGAGAUUUGAAGCCUGAUAAUAUUUUACUUGACAAGAAUGGUCACAUUAAACUUUCUGAUUUUGGAUUAUCAAAACCAUACAAGUUGGAUACAGAUCCUGAGGAGGCAAGAAAAUCGAUUGAAGACGCUGCUGCAAAUGAAUUGGGUAGCUCAGAAGCCGCUGCUAGUCAAGAGACAGGAAAACAAAGAGACGAAUGGAGAAAAAAGGGUCGUAUCAAGCUCUACUCAACUGUUGGAAGUACCGGUUACAUUGCACCAGAAGUUUUGUUGAAAAAAGGUUAUGGAUUGGAGUGUGAUUGGUGGUCAGUGGGAAUUAUUAUGUUUGAAAUGUUGUGUGGUUAUCCACCUUUUUCAUUUGAUGAGCCACCUGCUCAGACAUGUCACAGAAUUAUCAAGUGGAAAGAAAAUUUGCAAUUCCCUGACGACGUAGUUUUGUCCAAUGAAGCUAAGGACUUGAUAUUGAGAUUUUUAUGCGAUCCAGAAGAUAGAAUUGGAACCAACAGCAUUGAGGAAAUUAAGAGCCAUCCAUUCUUCCGUGGAAUUGACUGGGAAAACAUUAGAAAGGGACCAGCUCCUUUCUGCCCUGAACUGGAAAGUGAAGAGGAUCAUAGAUACUUUGAUAACUUUGAAGAUAAUGAAAUGUACAGAACAAUUAAGGAUGAACCAAGAAAUAUCUUGAGAACUAACAAACACAUGGUAUUUGCAAACUUUACAUGGGACAAGAGAGAUGGAAAGAAAAACCAACCCCGAGCCAAGGUUAUGGAUUUGCGAGAAGAGAUGAAAUCCAUGUAUGAACAACAGCAUCAAACUCAACAACAAUAA